AUGUUUGCUGACUUGUCGGCGUUGGGUGCUUUCUUCAUUCCAGAGUCGAUUCACUUGGAGAUGAGCUCAUUGGUGGAGCUGACACUGGCACACAACAAUCUAUCGACCAUUCCAAAUCUAUCGGGACUGUCGUCACUCGAGAAACUUGGACUUCAAGGAAACCGUCUAAUGGCAAUCUCACAGGAGGAGAUCGUACUCAAUCUACCGAUAUCAUUGAAGGAGUUGAACUUGGCAUCCAAUCAACUGACCGAUCUACCAACAUCGAUUGUUAAACUCUCAAAUUUGAAUACUCUCUGUAUUUCCAAUAACAAUUUCAAGACACUGCCAAGUGUAUUGUUGGAUAGCAAAUACGAAUCGCUGACCUCUUUGAACAUCUCUAGUUGUCGUUACCUGGAGGUAUUCCAUAUACCAACUGCACUGGUUUCACUGACGACUUUUAUUGCCACUGGAUUGGAGCGUAUUGCAGUGUUGCCCGAGGAAAUUGGAAGAUUGUCGACCCUGGAGUGUUUGGAUCUUUCAGAGAAUGACUUUACCACCGAUGGUCGUUUGCCAUGGUCUAUCACUCAACUCGUAAAUCUCAAGGAGCUAUCACUCAAUCAUUCGAAACUGGCAAACUUCCCAUUGCAAAUAUUAAAUCUUGUCAAUCUUAGAAAACUCUCACUCUCCAAUAACCUAUUCACGAAACUACCCAACGAUAUCUCACCACUCCACAAUCUUGUAGAGUUGAAUCUCUCGAACAACCGCUUGGAAAAUGUUCCUUCAUCGAUUGGACAACUCGAGAAACUUCAGGUUCUCAGUAUACAACAUAAUCAAAUCAAAGAGUUGAAACCCUCGAUGGGAUUGUUGCCGUUGGAACACUUGGCAAUCCAAGGUAAUCCACUGAGAACACCUCCACCUGAAAUCAUAGCGAAAGGCACAGUUAGUAUAUUGAAAUUCCUCAAGGAUUUGACCAAGGGACAAGAGGAAUGUUAUCGUAUGAAAUUGAUGGUUGUCGGUCAGGAGAAUGUAGGAAAGACAACGUUGAUCAAGGUGUUGAGAGACAAGAAGAAGAUAAAGACGCUAUUGGCACAACCAAAUGUAUCGACCGAUGGUAUUAUCAUUGAUGAUUGGGUGUUGUCUGGUGGUCAAGUGAAAACCAAGUCAAAGACCGUCGACAAUAUCACUCUGACGACAAUGGAUUUCGCAGGACAAGAAGUUUAUUAUACAACUCAUCAGUUCUUCCUUUCGGAACGUUCCAUCUAUAUUAUCGUUUGGAAUACACUGAAGGAUGAGGAGCAUUCACGUGUUGAAUUCUGGUUGCAAUCGAUCACUACACGUGCACCAAAUUCCGCAAUCAUCAUUGUUGGCACUCAUCUCGAUGAUCUACCUUCGCAAAGCUCAGCCAAGACCAUCAAGAAGCAAAUGGAGGAAAAAUACUGCAAGCGAUUCCCAAACAUCAAGGAAAUCAAGCUGGUUAGUUGCACCUCUGGAAAAGGAUUGACAAGUCUGCGUGAAACCAUCGAGCAAAUUGCCAGUGCUCAGCCAAACAUGGGUGAAAUACUACCCAGUAGCUAUCUACUGCUAGAGAAUCUGGUCAAAGAGGAACGUCGAGUAAGAACCAUCCCCACAAUGUCGUGGGCUGAAUUCGUUCAACUUGGUAAGCUCUGCACAAUCAAUGACGAAGAUGAGUUGGUGCGUGCCACUAUUUUCCUGAAUCAAAUUGGAUCGCUCGUUUACUUCCCGAAUGAAGAGGGUUUGAAAAAGAUUGUUAUUCUCGAUCCCCAGUGGAUCACUCUGAUGCUGGCGUCUAUCAUCACAGUCAAGCAUAACUAUACCAACCAGGGAGUGAUUCUCCAUAGGGAUUUGAAACAUAUUUGGAAGGCACCUUUCUAUCCACAGGAAUUGCAUCCACAUCUUCUGACACUUUUGGAAAAGUUUGAAAUUUCCUUUAACUUCCAAGGAAAGACUAGUUCUGGACAGUUACAAGAUGUAGUGCACGAUGACAAUGCUCGUUCUCUGAUUCCCGCGCUACUUAGCAAUGAAUGUCCGUCGGAAUUCGGUAAGCUAUGGGGUUCCAAUCGUGGUGGAGUUAUGGCUGCCAUUCAAUAUGGUCGUCAAUAUCAAUUUGACUUUAUCCCAACCGGGUUGUUCUCACGUUUGAUGGUUAGAAUCUUGAAUUUCGCAAGUUCAGAAGCAAUUUGCUAUUGGCGUAAUGGUAUCAUUCUGCAGCGUGAGGGUGAGCAAGUUCUUGUGGAACUCGCAGAGAAUCUGAGAAUCCUUCGAUUCACAAUUAGAGGUGCUGGAAAACAAUCGGUUGCAUUGUUGUCGCGUGAUGUCAUUGAAACGAUUCAAUCAUUGCUACAAGACUCUUUCAAGUUGCAAGCAAAGGCAAUCACCGUGCCUUGUGUACAUUGUGUGGAGAUGGGUAAUGAAGAGGAUCCAUUCUUGUUUACUCUGCAACAAUGUGAGAAUGCAGUUCUCAACAACAUUCCCUAUUUGAUGUGUAGAGAUACUGUCAAUGUUCGUACCGACAAUCUCGUACCGGAUUUGUCAAUGGCAACAUUCUCUGGAACCAGAAUCACCAAGGAACAGCUACAAUUCCAAAAGUUGAUUGGAGAAGGUGGAAGCGCAUUGGUUUACAUGGGAAUGUAUAAAGGAAAGACGGUUGCAAUCAAGAAACUAAAGGUUGGUGGAGCCAGUGAAGAUGAGGACGCCGGUCAGGAUUCAGAGUUUCUACUGUCGAAAGCAUUCACAGAGUUUAGAAGAGAAUGUUGGAUACUCAGUGGAUUGGAUCACCAUGAAAACAUUGUUGGUUUGUUAGGACUAUGUUUGAACCCGCUGGCCAUCGUAACGGAAUUCCUUCCGGACGGCAAUCUCCACGGAUAUCUCAAUAAGCAAUCUGGUAAACGACUUCCCUGGAAACUUGCAAUCGAACUAUCACUCGACAUUGCUCUGGGUAUGGAGUAUCUCCACAGUUCAAGCCCACCGAUUUUGCAUCGUGAUUUGAAAUCCCCAAACAUCUUAAUGACCACGGACAAAGAGAAAGGAAGAAUCUUGGCAAAGGUUGCAGAUUUCGGUUUGUCUGGACUGCAACACACUAUCAUCGAGCGAUGUGUGGUCAAUCCCGUUUGGCUGGCACCGGAAAUCAUGUCGGGUGGUGAAGCAACUACCAAGAGUGAUAUCUACUCGUUCGGUGUCAUCCUCUGGGAGAUCCUGACCUGUUCAGAGUUCUUUGGUGAAAUUUCAUUCAUGAGCGUACUCGAGGAUAUGGUCAUUGCAGGCAAACGACCUGCCAUUCCGGAUUGGUGUCACCCAACAUUCACAAAACUCAUUGAAGAUUGCUGGAAUAACGAUCCAAAGAAACGACCACCAUUCACUGCCAUUGUAUCUACAUUAAAACAAUUACAAUCAUCCGUAAUUGAUAAAUAA
Messenger RNA from Heterostelium album PN500, 3408 nucleotides. RefSeq names its product leucine-rich repeat-containing protein. Bases 1 to 3408 code for a protein of 1135 amino acids. Gene Ontology annotation, molecular function: protein kinase activity; ATP binding; protein binding. The transcript has a single exon. Lineage: Eukaryota; Evosea; Eumycetozoa; Acytosteliales; Acytosteliaceae. The record is from RefSeq and is a predicted model, not a curated record. Gene Ontology annotation, biological process: protein phosphorylation.